AAUAGAGUACCAGAAUGGGACAAAGUUUGAGAAGAAAGCAUGACGUCACUCAGGCUUUCUCUCCACCCAAAGAGAUCUUGGAUGAAGGUGCAAACUUGAGUCAUGCAAGCAAGAGGUUAGCAACUUAUUUCAAUCCAAUUCCUAAGGAAAUAGUGGGAGUUUGCCCCACAUAAAGAAAAGAGGUAUUUUUCAAACGGAAGUAACAAAACUGAGUUUGGAUCUUUGACAAACUGAAAACAGUUGAAUGUAAAAGACAACUAUAGAAAGCAGAAGUUGAAAAAUAAGAUCUCUCUCUUUUUUGGCAUAACUUGCAGCAGAAUUAUACGCUUUUCUGUGGAACUGUAUGUUUUUGGGACUAAUAGAUUUCAUCUUAUAAUUUUUCUGCCGUCACAGUAAUAUAUCUAUGAAAAACGAAAGGGAUUUAUGUGUGAAGGAGGAAAAUAUUCCUGAAGGAUAUGGAAGCAAAUUUUGUUGUCACUGAAGGAAUGGACAUCUUGAACCAGUGUGGAAAAAGCCCCUUUUAAAAGAAAAAGUGGUAAAGGAGAAUUGGUGUUUGUAACUGAAAUCUCCCAAGAGUUUGAUCUCAGUUGCAUGUUUAACCUCAAAAUGACCAUGAACAAUUUGUUAUCUCUGUUCUCUUAUUGUUUCUUGCUGAUUCUAUUUCAUUCUAAAUAUCAGGUAUAUGGAAACAAUUCAAGGCUAUCCAAACAUCCAGGGUUUGAAGUUUUACAGACAGCAUCCCACUACUGGCCCCUGGAAGAUAUGGAUGGAAUCCAUGAAUUUCGGGAUACAAAUGGAGCUCUAAGAAUCCACAACUUCACUGUGCUUCCUUCCCAUAAUUCUACCUUUGUAUAUACCAAUGACUCUGCCUACUCUAACUUCUCUGCAACCGUAGAUAUUGUAGAAGGAAUGGUCAAUAAAGGAAUUUACUACACUGGAGAAAAAGGAGUUACCUUUCUAUUCUUUGGAACCUACCAAAAUUCUUGCAUUAAUAAUCCAGACAUUUGUGGACCUGAAGGAGUCACAUUUUCCUUUUUCUGGAAGACUCGGGAGCCGCAGUCUAACUUUCCCCCAGCCUAUGGAGGACAAGUCAUUUCCAGUGGUUUUAAAAUCUGCUCAAGUGAAGAUGAAGGCUCUGUGGAAUUUUAUGCCCGUGGGAAUUCAAUGAAGUGGGAAGCAAGUUUUAGUCCUCCUGGUCCUUACUGGACUCAUAUUCUCUUCACAUGGAGAUUAAAAGAAGGCUUGAAAGUCUAUGUCAAUGGAACUCUAAACACCACCGACCCAAAUGGGAAAGUUUCCUACAGCUAUGGGGACCCCAACGCAAAUCUGGUGACGGGGACAGAGAAUGACCAGAGCAAACGCUAUGUGAACGGGGCUUUUGAUGAGUUUAUCAUAUGGGAAAGGGCCCUUACCCCCAAGGAAAUUGAAUACUACUUUACAGCAGCUAUUGGCAAGCAACUUUUGCUUUCUUCAACACCUCUGUGGCCUAUUUUGACAACCACUACAAAUCCCAUGCUCUCCACAGAUGCCUAUUAUACUAUCAUAACUAAACUGAUCAAAGAAAGAAGAAACUUUCACUACCCAUGGGAUCUGCUCCCCUAUCUAAAAAAUAUAUCAUUCAGUUUACUCAACAAAUCCUUGUUGGAGAAUACUGCCUUCAACCUGAUAGAGGCUUUCUUGAAAGCUAUUGAAGAUUUUGUUUUGUUGCCCAUCUUGUCUGACAAAUACCCAGAGACUGUUCCUGUGAUUGGAGGUUUAAUCGAAACAAUUGACAGUGUGAUGGUGCAUGUGGCCAAAAAUCUGGAAGGAAAGCCAGCCGUUGUAACCAUUGAGGGUACAUCAUCUGUAGCAGAUUAUUCUUUAGUCAAAAUACCUCCUCUCUGUCUGAAUUUGUCUCACUACCGCUUCCCAUCACAAGGACAGAGUUAUAUUUCUAUCCCCAGUGAAGCUUUUCAUAAGAAAGCUUGGGUGACCAUUGUGGGCCUUAUUUAUCAUAACAUGCACCAUUUAUUCCGUAAAAUCAACCCUAUGGACACCAAGAUCCCUGAGGCUGCUGUUUAUAAUGACAAGAUGAUCGCAGCAAUAAGCUAUGUUAUCUCACUGAAAGUGGAGCCACCACCAACUUUAUCUCAAAAUCUCUCAGUAUCCCCCCUUAUUACCAUUCGCCUCACUCAUACAUUGACUCCUGAACAGUACAGCCAGGCAGUGAACAAAAGCAACAAAGUUAUCCUGUAUUGUGCAUUUCUGGACUAUAGCAAUGGAAGUGCCAUGUGGUCUACUGAAGGCUGUGUACGUGAUGAUGGGGAUCUCAACUAUUCAGUUUGCCUGUGUAAUCACCUCACCAACUUUGCUAUUCUGAUGCAAGUGGUACCUCUGAAGCUGACAAUUCAACACCAGAUGGCGCUGUCAUCCAUCAGUCACAUCGGAUGCUCACUGUCCAUCUUCUGCUUGACUAUCACUCUGGUCACGUUUGCUAUACUGUCAUCUGUCAGCACCAUGCGUAAUCAGCGUUACCACAUCCACGCCAACCUGUCCUUUGCCAUCCUGGUGGCUCAGAUCCUGCUUCUCAUCAGCUUUCAUUUCAGCCCUGGCACGGUGCCUUGCAAAAUCCUGGCAAUUCUCCUGCAUUUCUUCUUCCUAAGUGCUUUUGCUUGGAUGCUUGUGGAAGGAUUUCAUCUCUACAGCAUGGUGAUCAAAGUGUUUGGGUCAGAAGAGAGCAAGCAUUUAUACUACUAUGGGAUUGGAUGGGGGUGCCCACUGGCGAUCUGCAUCAUCUCUGUAACUUCAGCCAUGGAUUAUUAUGGAAAAAGUGAAAAUUGCUGGCUUUCGCUGAAGAAUGGUGCAAUCUGGGCUUUUGUGGCUCCUGCAUUGUUUGUAAUUGUGGUUAAUAUUGUCAUUCUCGUUGCUGUGACCAGAGUCAUCUCAAGAAUCAGUGCAGACAAUUAUAAGGUGCAUGGAGAUGCCAAUGCAUUCAAGUUGACAGCUAAGGCAGUUGCUGUGUUGUUACCUAUCUUGGGAAGUUCAUGGAUCUUUGGAGUUUUAGCUGUUAAUGAUCAUGCACUAGUAUUUCAGUACAUGUUUGCAAUAUUCAAUUCUAUGCAAGGAUUUUUCAUCUUCCUGUUUCACUGUCUUCUGAAUUCAGAGGUUAGAGCCGCCUUUAAACACAAAACAAAGGUGUGGUCCCUCACAAGCAGUUCAAGUCGCAACAUCAAUGUGAAACCCUUCAAUUCUGAUAUUAUGACUGGGAAUAGGCCAGGUGCCACUCCUACAAAGCUAAACACCUGGGACAAGAGUACCAAUUCAGCCAAUCAGAUUGAUUUAUCAGCAUUUUGACACUAGAACCAACUUCUCUCUGAAAAUCAAGCCAUACUCUUCAGGACCUCUAAUACGGCACCCAGUGGUAUUGUCUCUCUGUUAAUGCCAGUAGGAACUGCUCCUCUAAUCACUGCAUAAUAAUUUGGAAACUGUCACAUUGCUUUGCCAAGUACAUACAAGUCUGCCCUUAUCUGCCUCCUUUCCAGUGUGUAACACUAUCUACCACUUUGCUAUUAGAAAUAGCUGCUAAAUAACUAACACUACUGUACACUGGAUGGUUUUGUCAGUAAAAAUGACAACACUUGUAAUGGGAAGGCUAAUGCUAUCUAAAUCUAAAGGUAAUGUAUUACAGGAAAAAUGCACUUCAAUGCGCUGCAGAUGAAAUGCUUCUUGUUUUGAAAUGCUUCCAGUUCUUGUUUAAUUGUGCACUCUGUUUACAUUUAAUGCCUUAAAUAAUUCAAUUAUCCCGAUGAAGCGUAUAACACCACAUACUUCCAAUAGGCAUUUGAUUGGAACACUGUAAGAAAGCCAGGUCUUAAGGAACUAUGAAAAAAUUCCAGCCAUUCAGCCCAUGCUAUUGACUUGGGACCAGUGAAGCAGAUAUACAUUAUUCUAUACAUACAUAAACAAUGUGAGUCUAUACAUAUCACAAACAUACAUUCACACACACAAAGAGACUGCUAACUUUAAAUAUUCCUUUUUCCAUGUCUGUAAUAUAUAUAUAUAUAUAUAUGCCUCUGACUGCUCUGCUCCAGUCCACAAUAUCAGUUUCAUUUAAAUGGUGAUUUGUGUAUGCUGACAAAAUGUAACAGAAGCUAGUUGUCUCAGUGUUUCAGAUAGAAGUAACAAUGGACCAUCACACACAUUUCACAAAUGGAGUUGACCAAUAGUUUCUGGAAAUCAACCCCCACACUGUGACUUACCUUCUCCUUUUAGUGGCCAGAAAAAGACACUGAAUUCUAACAACAUACUGUGAAGGUAGCAAGACUGAAGAUGGAUCUGUGUAUUGGUAUCUACAGACAUAUUUUAAGCAGAUCUUCAGACAGUCUUUUGUGUUUUAAAUUCUACUCAGCAUUCAGCAGUUUUUGCUUCUAAUACAAAUAUAGGAAGCAUCUUAAUGGGGGAAGGAGGGCAGUGUUCCCUCUAAAAUUUUCCAACCAUGAGCAGAAUUUGUUUUGGCUUGUGCACUAAUAUUGAAGUCAUGAGCAGUGGUUUGGAUGUGUGCCACCAUGGCACCCAAUUUAUUAAUACACACAUUCCCGGCCACCAGAGCAAACAUGCCCCCCCACCCCCGACCUGCUA
Molecule: messenger RNA, 4617 nt
Organism: Pelodiscus sinensis (Chinese soft-shelled turtle)
Lineage: Eukaryota; Metazoa; Chordata; Testudines; Trionychidae
Gene: ADGRD1
Product: adhesion G protein-coupled receptor D1
Biological process (GO): cell surface receptor signaling pathway; adenylate cyclase-activating G protein-coupled receptor signaling pathway
Cellular component (GO): plasma membrane
Molecular function (GO): G protein-coupled receptor activity
Source: RefSeq, a predicted model, not a curated record